This is a messenger RNA of Bursaphelenchus xylophilus (pine wood nematode), 3406 nucleotides long. The record is from the annotation of a GenBank genome assembly. Lineage: Eukaryota; Metazoa; Nematoda; Chromadorea; Rhabditida; Aphelenchoididae.
AUGACAGUCUCGUACACCUUGCUCGUCUCCGGCGCCCAGCUGGAGAGCUUCGUGCGCCUGCUGAUACGAUGGCGGGGCUCCGUGUGGAAAGCGGUCCUGCCUCAGCUCACGGUCUGGACGUUGGCAUAUAUGGGUAUUAGUAUGGUGUACAGAUUCGCGUUUGAUCGGGAUCAACAGGAGUAAGUGUUGUUUCUAAAAAAUUUUUAGACUUGCCGAUCUUUUUCAAAGCUUCAUUUGGUUGUUUACGAUGCUUAAAUUUUCUCUUAUUUGAAUGUCCCGGAAAUCUGUAAUUGCGUUUUCUAGAAUAUUCGAAAAAGUUGUCCGAUACUUUGACAAAGACCUCAGCAAAUACCUCCCUCUCAGUUUUCUACUCGGUUUCUUCGUCACGCAGGUUGUAAGUCGGUGGAGUCAUAUCACAGAGGAUUUUGGAUGGAUUGACAAGUAAGUUUGGUCGUAUUUACAGUGUAGGACCGGUUCCAGUGGCAAAAACGUACCAUUUUACAUCCGGGAAGUAUCAAAAAUGUGGCAAAAUGCUUCCCUCUCCAAGUGAAAAAAACUUUGUUUUGAAGAGCGCGGCCUUUUUCCUCAUAAAAAAAGAGAGAUUUUUCACUUGCAGAGGGAGGUAUUUUGCCACAUUUUUUGAUGCUUCCUGGAUGCAAAAUGGUAUGUUUUUUGCCACUGGAUCUGGUCCGCCACUGCAUAAUGUAUAUAGUCUAUCGCCCUUUCAUUAAUAUUGUUUUACUUUCACUGUAUGGCUGACAGUGACAGUGCUUCUAGUUUGGCUUUCAAUUUGAUGAAAAUUGGCAUAAAUUUUGAUUAAUUUUUUCUUACAAUUAGACAAAAAACUCCUUUUAAAAUAAUUUUUUAUUUGUCAGUUCGGCCACAAAUUUUGCCAAUUUUAUUCACGGGACGGACGAGGAAACGAGGAUGUGUCGAAGGACGCUGAUUCGAUACAUGGUGCUAAAUCAAGCGCUGGUUUUGAGGGACAUCAGUAUGCAGGUCAGGAAACGGUUCCCCACCUACGAGACAAUGGUUGCUGCAGGUGAGGAAAAGAAAUAUAUCUUCUUUGUUGCUCCAUUUUUGCCGUCCUCGGUUUAUAAUGAGCUCCGGUUGGUAUUGUGAUAUUCAAAAAGCGUAUUUAACGUCUAAGCCAAAACAAUGUAAAGGAGUUUCUUUUAGGCUUUAUGACCGACAAAGAGCGAGAGGAACUGAUGAGCGUGCAUGAUGAAUACACGAGGUAUUGGAUGCCAUUACAUUGGUGUUAUGGGAUUCUGGACAAAGCCAAACACGACAAACGUAUUGACAGCGAUCAUAUUCUUGUCUACCUUGUGGAGGUAGGCCUCCAUUGAACUUUAUUUUUCUAUCUUAUUGUGACAACAAAUGAACUUUUUUCAUUAACCAUCGUCAUUUAGGAUCUGCAACACUUCCGAGAGGGCCUGACAAGAUUGCUGAAAUUCGACUGGAUUCCUAUUCCUUUGAUCUACCCGCAAGUCGUAUUUCUGGCUGUACGAAUGUACUUUGGGAUCUGUUUAGUUAGUCGGCAACAUAUCAAAAGCGAUGAGGUAGGAAUGAGACAACUUUAAAAAAAACUUUUGUACCAUACAGUGGGGGACCUGAUCCAGUGGCAAAAAACGCACCAUUUUCUAAAAAGGAGUAUCAAAAAUGUGGCAAAAUGCUUCCCUCUCUUUUUGCAAAGCUCUGGUUUUAAAACUGCGCCCGCUCUUUUUGUGAGGGAAAGGGCGCCCUUCAAAACGAUUUCUUUUUUCAUUUGGGAAGCAUUUUGCCACAUUUUGCCGCGCCCUUCAAAACGAAGUCUUUCCACUUGGGGAGUGAAGCAUUUUGCCACAUUUUUGAUGCUUCCCGGGUGCAAAAUGGUACGUUUUUUGCCACUGGAUCGGCUCCUUCACUGUAAGUCUUCUUCUUUGCCGCAAAACUUUUCAACUUUUAGCAUUUUCCAUUAAAAAUCUUUUUCCAUUAAAAAUCUCUCCAAUUUUCCAGCUAGACCUCUGGGUACCCAUUAUGACAAUGGUUGAGUUCUUUGUCUACAUGGGAUGGAUGAAAGUUGCCGAAGCCCUCCUCAACCCUCUCGGAGAGGACGACGAUGACUUGGAAAUCAACUGCGUGAUGGACAAGAAUUUGAUUACCGGCAUGUUGUUGGCGGACCGUGGAGCGAACGAUGUGCCAAGCCUAACAAAAGACAAACAUUGGAAUGACCAUGUGAUUCAUCCAUUAUACACAUACACCGCAGCUGGAAGAACGGUUCAGCCGCUGGUCGGAAGUGCCUAUGAAGUCAAGUAAGUGGGCUUAUAAUGUUCAGCAAUCGACAAGCCUCGGACAACAAAAAAAAAUUUUUCAGUGUCUCAGAGUUCUGUGUAAAAAAACAACGCACCUGAUCCAGUGGCAAAAAAACGUAUCGUUUUGCAUCCGGAAAGUAUCAAAAAUGUGGCAAAAUGCCUCCCUCUCCAACUUAUUGAACUGCGCGCCCUUUCUUUGAGCAACAAUAAGUAGUGGGCGCGCUUUUGAAAUCGGAGUUUUUCACUUGGAGAGGGAGGUAUUUUGCUGCAUUUUUGAUACUUCCCGGAUGCAAAAUGACACGUUUUUCGCCAAUGGACCGCUGCACUGCACGUCCGUCAAAAAAUAAUUAUAAAAGAGAUCAAAAUCUAAAUCAAAAAUUUCAUUUUUCCAGUAUGGUUGAAGACGAAUCUAAAGUCCACAUGGUACCUCACAAAUCCAGACUGAGCCAUUUGGGCAAAGACACUUAUGUCAGCUGCUCAGAGGUGGUUGAUGUAACCGGUCACAACAAAGCUCAUUCGGAGAAAGUGCGGAGCAAAAGGGAAAAUAAUCACGACAGAGCGUGGAAAAGUAUUCGCGACAGGAGAAAGUAAGUGAGUUUUUUAUUGAAAGCUUCAUUGCACAGUAUUCUGUACUUUUGGGGCACAACCGACCUCCGGGACUUUUUCAUUUUUUUUCGGAAUGCGCUUGCUUUUUCUCUCCAUAUUUCGCUAGCCGUUUGCGCUAGAAGGCUGAAAUUUGGCAUGGCAGUAGAGCAAAAAGCUGGCUUUCAGAAAAUAUAAAUAUUGUCAGGAACCCCGCAGUACAAACUUCCCGUUAUUCAAGUCUUUGAACGUUUGUUAGACUAUAGUACCGUUUUAAACGUUCUCUGUCCAUAAAAAGAAACAUCUAAAGUAAUGCACUACAUGUAUACAGUUGCUCUCAUCUUUUAUUUCUUCCAUUGUCAAGUUUAAAGUCGUGAAAUAUCCUUGCUAUGCAUAUAAAAGAAGGUCGUAUAAGUAAUUUACUUUUCCAUUUCAGGGUAAAGCCAACCAAUGAAAACUCCGUGAUCCUCAACGGCCGUGACAAGACGGUUGUGGACCUGGACAAUAACACUGAACGCUCAAGAUUCUGA